AACUACAAUAAAAAAAUAUUAUUUACUGUAUGUUGUGCAACGAAAAUAAUAAAAAUGUUAAGAGUAGUUAAAACUACAAUUAAUUGGGGAUCUACUCCAAUUAAAUUAGUAGCAAAAAUUGGAGAGAAACCUCCUACAUUAAGAUUGUUUUCAACAGGACACCAAAGAUGGCAAUAUUCUCGGGGAAACGGAUCCACUACUGUUCGCUAUGAGAGUAACAAAAAAAUAACGCCUCUUGGCUGGUUUCUGUUACUCGCGCCUGUGUCCACAUUUGGUCUAGGUUGUUGGCAGGUGAAACGUAAAGCUUGGAAAGAGCAACUAAUAAAAGACUUAGAGCUGCAAACGCAAAUGCCGCCAGUACCUCUACCGGAUAACUUUUCUGAAUUGUCCGCCAUGGAAUAUCGCUUGGUUUCGGUACGCGGGAAAUUUAUUCACGACAAGGAAAUGCUUAUGGGCCCUCGUUCAUUUAUACGUCCCGAUGGCGGAGAAACGGCUGGAGGUUUAUUCUCCCAACGUGAUACGGGUAAUGGCUACCUUGUAAUAACACCCUUUAAAUUAGCUGACCGAGAUGAAAUAAUUUUGAUCAAUCGGGGCUGGGUGUCGAGAAAACACGUCAAACCGGAAACGCGUAUUUCGGGUCAAAUAGACACUGAGGUGGAGUUAACUGGUGUGGUACGCAUGGGCGAAAGUCGCCCACAAUUCUCUCCAGAUCAUAAAGGCGGCAUUUUUCUCUACAGGGAUUUGCCAAAAAUGUGCGCAUUAACUGGCGCAUCUCCGAUUAUGUUAGAUGCCACCUAUGAGUCAUCUAUACCCAACGGUCCCAUAGGUGGACAAACACGUGUCACCUUACGUAACGAGCAUUUGUCGUACUUACUAACGUGGUUCAGCUUAUCAGCAAUUACUUCCUAUCUGUGGUACCGUCAAAUAGUUAAGAGGAUACCAUUUUAAAAGUCGCUUACAAAAUACAGUUUCAAAAGUAAUAUAAUUUAUUGUUUAUACUUUUAUUAUAUUCGUAAAAUGUACUUAGUUACUGCACACAUACAUAAUUGGAAUUUCACGCAUAUUUCAAUGUUUUUUUUUAUUGCAAAAUGAAUUAGAACGAGCAAAAAUGCAAGCUCAGUGCAUGAUUUUAUGUAUUCAGAAAUACCUUUAUGUAAAUUGAACACAAUACAAAAUUGCAUUCACUUAUGUAAGUACCGUUGGCAGGAAAUGAUAUAACUAAUUUCGCCACGCAUGGUGGUAUGAAUAGAAUGGUUGUAGUAUGCAUGGCGGUUUUUAACGGCGACGCAUUUAAACUUUAAAUAUGCUUAAUACAACGUGUUGUUUGUGUUAUUAUAUAAAAUACAUUUUUAGACGUAUACAUGUACACACAUAUUUAGUCAAUAUUUACAAUGAUAAAUGUUACAGCAAAAUAAAUACUGUAUAUAGGCUACA
Messenger RNA from Bactrocera tryoni, 1434 nucleotides. RefSeq names its product SURF1-like protein (gene Surf1). The coding region runs from base 55 to 948 and encodes 297 amino acids. Lineage: Eukaryota; Metazoa; Arthropoda; Insecta; Diptera; Tephritidae. Gene Ontology annotation, cellular component: mitochondrion; membrane. Gene Ontology annotation, biological process: mitochondrial respiratory chain complex IV assembly. The record is from RefSeq and is a predicted model, not a curated record. The transcript is spliced from 5 exons.